This is a messenger RNA of Frankliniella occidentalis (western flower thrips), 2570 nucleotides long. It is a transcript of the gene tap, whose product is annotated as neurogenic differentiation factor 4. The transcript has 3 exons. Lineage: Eukaryota; Metazoa; Arthropoda; Insecta; Thysanoptera; Thripidae. The record is from RefSeq and is a predicted model, not a curated record. The coding region runs from base 356 to 1798 and encodes 480 amino acids. Gene Ontology annotation, molecular function: protein dimerization activity.
CAGUCAGUUCUCGGGGGAGCAGGGUGCGAGCAGGGUGCGCGCAGGGAGCAGCGAGCAGCGAGCAGGGAGCAGGGCAGGGUGGGCCGCGCCGCGCAACCGGGUCGUUCCGCGCCGCAGCCGCGAGUUGGGCCGCGUUGGGCCGCGACGUGUUAACCUGCGGUGUAUUUGCGUCACCGUGUUCUACAGUGCCGUGCAGCAGAAAGUGAAGAGAGGACGCCCCCGAAUCGGAUAGAGCUUCGUGAACAUUAUCCCCUAGUAGAUGCGUGUAUUUAGAGAAACGGAUCGGACCCGCCGUUGAGUUUGUUUUUAACGGCCACCCCUCCAGCAUCCGCACCGAGCCGCCCUGGCGUCGCUCAUGACCCGCCUGGGACUCACCGACCUCGCCGUCAAACUGGAGGCCAUGGACUCCGACCAAUCCGACAUGGAGGACAGCUUCCUGGACAUGGAGCAGGUGGACGUGGACGAGCUGGCCAUGGCGCUGGAUGGCGGCCAGGAGAGCUGCAUGAGCGCCAUGAGCGGCGGCAGCUCCGUCAACGACCACGACGAGGACUCGUCCCCCGCGUCCAAGCCGGGCCGGCCGAGGCGCGCCGGCACCAGGACACGGCGCACGCGGGCCAAGAGCCCCACGCAGGUCGCGCGGCUGAAGCGCUGCCGCCGCAUGAAGGCCAACGACCGCGAGCGCAACCGCAUGCACCUGCUGAACGAGGCCCUGGACCGCCUCCGCUGCGUGCUGCCCACCUUCCCGGAGGACACCAAGCUCACCAAGAUCGAGACGCUGCGCUUCGCGCAUAACUACAUCUGGGCCAUGUCGCAGACCGUGCAGUCAGUGCGCGAGGGCCGCGCCUCCACGCCGGUCACCAUCAGCGUCGGCAGCGUCACCGUCACCGUGGGCGGCGACCAGGGCAACAUGAUCACCUCGACGACGGGCAGCUGCGCCAUCGCGCAGCAGCGCCGCUCGGGCCACCAGUUCCUGCCGUACAGCCCGCUGGGCGCGGCGGGCUGGGACAACGCGCCGCACGACCUGCUCGCCGGCAUGGAGGCCUCACCGGGACACAACCCGUUCGCGAUGGACGCGACGCAGCAGUACAGCAGCCCGCUCAAGGCGGACGGGGUUUUGACGCCCCACUACGGCAGCCCCCUCAAGGCGGACGGCAUCACGACGCCCCACUACGGCACCCCCGUCAAGGCGGACGGCGCCUCGACGCCCCACUACGGCAGCCCACUCAAGGCGGACGUCGGUUCGACGCCCCACUACGGCAGCCCCCUGAAAGCAGACCGCGCCUCGGCACCCCAGUACGGCAGCCCCCACAAGCCCGAGGAGGCCUCGCGCACGCCCCACUACGGCAGCCCCCACACGCCCGAGGAGGCACCGCGGACACCGCUGUACGGGAGCCCCUGCAAGAUGGAGGCCGCCACGCACGGCGCCGUCACGCCCCAGUACAGCGGCAGCAGCGGCAGCCCCUGCAAGUCGGAGCAGGGUGGGUCCACGCCCGGGUCGCAGUCCCACUACACGAGUCUCAGCCCGUGCAAGCUGCCGGCCACCCCGCUCUGCACACCACCCCCGACGCCGCAGCACUCCUCGUACAGCCCCGACAGCGUGGACAGCGCCGCCAGCCUCAUGUUCGGCGAGCUAGAGGACUCGUACCUCCAGUACGGCGCGCAGGGCUUCCACCAGCACGGAGGCCUCCACGACGUGCACGGCCACGGCCACGGCCUCGGGCUGCAGCACAGGUUCAACAGCCACCCCACGAUGCUGUUCAACAGGGGCGGCAUGCAGCGCACGGCCGUGCUGCGGUGACGCGAUCGUCUCGAUGAACCCCCGAGUUUACCAAGUUUUGCGAGGCGGUGCUCAGCGAGACUGCGAGCUGACAGAGUGAGAAAUUAGUGAAUGUUCGUCGCUAUUAACUUAUGGGUCACCAACCACUAUGUCUACGAAACAGAAUUCUUUCAGAUGUUUUUCUGAAUUUUCUCCGAGAUGAACUGAAAGGAAUAUACUAUUCGUUUAUAAUUUAUGAAAUCAUGAAUCAGACAGGAGGCUUUGUUUCAAGUGGUAGCACACUUUACAGAAGAAUGCUAAAAGUGGGUGAGAUUGAAAUUUCACUGAAGUGAACAUAUUCUUUAAUAUAAUUUUAAAGUUAAACUUUUAGUUUGUGUUUAGCUGAGCAUUAUUAGUGCUUGUUUAAAUGUGAUAUAACUUAACCAUCACGUCGCAUAUACCUUCUUUUUUAUCGAUGUUUCUUACCGAUCAUAUGGGAUUGUGACAGACGUUUACGGAAUGCCGUCCAAAGCAUCAUUCGUUGGUUGUCUUGAAAAGAAAAUGUAUUUUUUGGGACCAUGUUCUCCUUAUAAAUAUUUUGUGAAAGUGAUUUACAAUUGACAUUGUUCGUACAUACCUUGUAAUAAAAUGUACCUCCAGCGGCCAGGAACUUAAGAAGAAAGUGUAAUGUAAGUACGGCAUUUGCAUUUUUAUCUAGUCAUAUUGAUGAGUGUGUUUUGUUUUUCUUAAUAUAAAGGGUAAAGUAAUAUUUUUGAAACGAUGUUAAUAUUCUUGUUACAAUAAAAUCUCUUGC